AUGGCGCCAUUCUCGCAUUUCAUGCGCAUUUUGGUUGUCCUCGCCCUUUUCCGCUUCUACCUGGACGCAAGACGAUUCUCCCGCUCUAAGAUCGUCAGCACCAUGGUCGCUGCCGUUCUCCUCGAACUGUCCUUUUCCCUGGUUUUGGUAUACGGCUUCUGGCCGCAACUAUGCAGAAUGGCAGCCAGAUGUGAUGAUUGGCUCUUCCACCAGAUGCUAUUCAUAUACGACUGCAUACACGGCAUCAUCGACCUCAUCGUCGCGUUUGCCAGCAAGAUGGGCUGGUUCUACCAUGUUUUGCGAUACGACCGCAGCGAGAAGAACAUCGACGAAGUUGCGUUCUAUUCUAUCAAUACAUGUCUAGUCAUCAGUAUUGGCUACUAUCUUUAUCGAGCCAUUUUCAAGAAAGCAGCUGAAGAAGCACAACCAGCCGGCGCCCUCUCCGAUCCAGUUCCAACCACACCAGAACAAGCAUUCAGCAUCCCGUCAGUAGCAGACGAAACCACAGCCAAGCUUUAG
Cyphellophora attinorum is the source of this 519-nucleotide messenger RNA. RefSeq lists its product as uncharacterized. Bases 1 to 519 code for a protein of 172 amino acids. Lineage: Eukaryota; Fungi; Ascomycota; Eurotiomycetes; Chaetothyriales; Cyphellophoraceae. The record is from RefSeq and is a predicted model, not a curated record. The transcript has a single exon.